Molecule: messenger RNA, 912 nt
Organism: Pochonia chlamydosporia 170
Lineage: Eukaryota; Fungi; Ascomycota; Sordariomycetes; Hypocreales; Clavicipitaceae
Product: transmembrane protein
Exons: 3
Coding region: 1-912 (303 amino acids)
Cellular component (GO): RNA polymerase II transcription regulator complex
Molecular function (GO): DNA-binding transcription activator activity, RNA polymerase II-specific; transcription cis-regulatory region binding
Source: RefSeq, a predicted model, not a curated record
AUGCAGCAACCAUCGAGCUCGGGGAAUCAAGAGCAGCACUUGCGCGCACAGCUGGAGCUCUUGCAGAAUCACGACGCCGAUACCUCGACGACAGCCUCUGGCUCACGCGACUCGAGGGGCGCAGUUUCUCAUUCUCCGCCGGCGCGAACGGCGAAUGGACACGAAGAGCUGGCCGCCGCCUCAUACGAAGCCGCUCGCGCCUUGGGUAAGACUCAAGCCGAGUCGCAUAUUCACCCAGAUCUCCGAGGCGUUUCAGGCCAUCCCGCCAACAUGAUGUCCAUGGGCCCUCCUUCUGGACACAGUCCCGGUGCCAGUCCGACUGGUCCUUUGAAUGCUUCUAUAGCCCCAGCACCAUCCUCCUCAGCUCCCGAAGUUGGCGCUGGUAGUGAUGGAAGGAAAGCCAAGCGCGAGCUUUCUCAGUCGAAGCGUGCCGCGCAAAAUAGAGCUGCACAGCGUGCAUUCCGGCAGCGUAAAGAAGGCUACAUUAAGAAGCUCGAGCAGCAGGUUAGAGACUACGGCGAGAUGGAGCAGAGUUUCAAGGGCAUGCAAUCCGAGAAUUACGCACUCCGUGAAUAUGUUAUCCAUCUCCAAUCAAGGCUACUAGAUACCCAAGGAGAAUAUCCCCCGCCGCCACCCAAUGUUAACUUAUCUCAAUCCUCCGCGCCUCAGCCUCCUCCAACCAGCGCACCAGAACAAGCACAAAAUCCUGGAGUUGGGACGCCGCUUGAGGCUGUGGCCCAGGCCGUAGCAGGCCUUGCCGCUCAGGAGCAGUUGGCCGAAUCCCAAGAACGAUAUCCUAGCCCAGAAUAUAAGGCCGAUCCACGCGAAGACGAGGGUCGAACAGUUGAAGAGAUUAACAGACAGCUGCACCAGCAAGCCGACGAAGGCGCCAGUGGAUCAGCUGAGGUUUAG